This is a messenger RNA of Cloeon dipterum, 1364 nucleotides long. RefSeq names its product purine nucleoside phosphorylase-like. Gene Ontology annotation, cellular component: cytoplasm. Lineage: Eukaryota; Metazoa; Arthropoda; Insecta; Ephemeroptera; Baetidae. The record is from RefSeq and is a predicted model, not a curated record. The coding region runs from base 187 to 1113 and encodes 308 amino acids. Gene Ontology annotation, biological process: nucleoside metabolic process. Gene Ontology annotation, molecular function: purine-nucleoside phosphorylase activity. The transcript is spliced from 6 exons.
CGCAAAGAGCGAGAGAUAGAAAAAGAGAGUGGCGUGGGACUUGGUAUCGGAGUGGAGGCUCACACACUUGGUCAGCAUUCCAUCUGUCGUCCAGGAGCAGUCCAGUCGUGCGACAGCCAGCUGAGGGACACACGCCGAUCGUCCUCAACAGUCAGUAGCAAUCAGAGAUAAAAACAGCAGGGCAAUAUGUACAUGCAACCAAACAUCGUGGAUUACCCCAACACCUUCAACGCGACCUAUCCGUCCAGAAAUCAUGAAUACACGAAAGAGAAAGUGGCGAAAAUGUCAGCUCUAAUUGAAGAAAAAAUCAAACACUUCAAGGCACAUCCUACCCUUGGAAUUAUUUGCGGGUCUGGAUUAGGUGAAGUGACAAAGGCUGUGAAAGACCCAGUGACCAUCGCGUACAAGGACAUUCCGGGCUUCCCGCGCUCCACCGUUCAGGGGCACGCCGGACAGUUCGUCAUCGGCUACAUCCAUGACGUACUGGUCGUGUGCAUGCAGGGCAGGUUCCACUUUUACGAAGGAUACGACAUUGGCACCUGCUGCUUACCGGUAAAGCUGCUUAAACUUCUUGGCUGCCAUUCUCUGAUAAUCUCAAAUGCUGCCGGAGGCCUCAACGCUGAAUUUAACGUGGGGGACAUCAUGAUCAUCCAUGACCACAUCAACCUCAUGGGCUUCUCUGGAAACGGGCCCCUAGUUGGACCAAAUGACGAAUCAUGGGGGCCAAGAUUCUUUUCAAUGCACAAUGCCUAUAAUCCGGCCUUCGUAAAAGCGGCGAAGGAGCAGAUGAGGAAGAAAAACAUGCCUGAGCACGUAGGAGUUUACACGGCUCUUGGAGGACCACACUUUGAAACGGUGGCAGAGCUGAGAAUGCUCAAAUCUCAGGGCGUGGACGCCGUAGGCAUGAGCACCGUCCAUGAGGUGGUGAUGGCGCGUUACCUGGGUCUGCACGUCUUCUCCUUCUCUCUGAUCACUAACAAGUGUCCAACCACCUAUGACGGCGACAAGAAUGUUAACCACCAAGAGGUCAUUGACACCGGCCGCGAAAAAGCGCACGUCCUUGUCGACUUCGUUCGAGACUUGGUGCCUGUCCUCGACUCAAUCAAGGACUGAGACUUAAACCUGACGUGUUCUCGCGACAAGACGAAUUUAUCAACUCUCCUUGCGAAGAUAUUUACAAGCUUGUAACAGCUGGUGCUUGGUAUGAAAUUGAUAAAUUCCGCUGUCAUCAAAAUUAUAUCUUUGCUGUCUCAUGUUGUAAUUAAGUGUAUGACAUUUGUUUGGUCGUAUUUUUAGGUUUAUCGUUGAGGUUUACAAAUUUUAUGAAAUAAUAUUUUAAUAAAGAAAAUGUACAUAACACAGAA